CCUAAAUAUUAUAAGAAAUGACAAAAUUUAAAAUUGCUUUUUUAGAGUUUAUAGAUAUAUAAAACGAGAAAAUUCUAUAAAAAUGAAUGAAAAUAGGACAAAUAUAACAAUUAAUUUUAAUAACAAUGAUCUGAUGAAUAUGAAAAGAAUUGAAGUCAAUAAUCAUAUGAUCCCCAAAUUGAAUUCCAAUUAUAAACCCACCACAUCACCAUUUACAGAACAAAAAUCUUUAUCAAAAACUAUGACACCCAGAAUAUGUGAUUAUACAAAUAUAUGCAGUUUACAACAGAUUUCUCCCAAUCCUUUAACAAUUGUUGCACGAGUUUUAAGUUUCCCUUCAAAUAAAUCACUGCAAAAUAAUAUUAUUGUCAAUAAGAUGGCAUCUAUAACUACCAAGGAAGAUAAAAAUCUAACCACUUACAUUGCACUUCCUAAAAACUUAAUAACAAAUCCAUUAAGUCUUUCUUUACCUGCUAUCACAUUAAAUAGUUAUCAAAAUAAUAUAACACACCAAGAAAUAUUUAAAAAAAAAACAACCUUUUCAAAAGUAACUCCAAUUUUGCCCAAAACAAUUGUAUCUCAAAAAAUGACAUCAUCUAUACACCAAAUGCCAAUAUCCUCUACAACAAUGAGUGCAUAUAAUAAAAAUAUUCACAAUGCAAAUUUUCUCCUACGACUGAACACAGACACCAAUAUGGUUAAUGCAAUAAAGAUGCCACCAAAUAUCUCACACAUGAAAGACAAUGCAAAUAUAAAUAUUGGUUCUACACUUUUGACAACGGACCUGAACAUAUUAGAGAGUAUCCCAGUAGCCAAAAGUCUACUACAGUCUAAACCAUAUGUGUCUAUUCUCCCUAAUAUACAACAUACUCGAGCUGAACCAGUUACAUCUAACGUAAUUUACAACAAUGGGUCUGGUGUGAUGACGAAUAAUAUAGAUAAUCCUCAUGCUAUUAUAAGUAACAUAGGGUUAGAACUAAAUGGACGCUACUAUGUUAUAAAAACCAAUCCUAUUAACAGCCAAACGCCCAUAUUUUUGAGCCCUAUAACUUCAACAAACGCUGAUUCCAACAUAAUUAAAAAUUCUAGCACCGUUAUAUUAAGUAACAAUGUAAAUACUGAGGCCUUUAGAUCAAACUUCUCUUUGAACCAAUCCUUUGACAAAGAACCCAUAUUUUAUAAUUCUCAAGGUUCAAAUUACAUUAAACUUAUCACGAAUAGCUCGAAUAUUUUAACUUCCAAUGCAACUCAUUUGAUGAUGCCUCAUGAAAAUAGUAUGUCAAAUCUAACUUCUCAAUCUUCAGUCUUGUUAUCACCUACCGCAUUAGCAAAUAUAUCUACUCUAAACGAUCCAACAAAUGCUCUCAGAGGUAAGAAAAGAUGCAAUUGUACAAAAUCACAAUGUUUAAAACUUUAUUGUGAAUGUUUUGCUAGCGGGGAGUUUUGCAGCAAUUGUAAUUGUAAUAAUUGUAAUAACACUCUGGAAAAUGAAGACGAUCGAAAAAAAGCUAUCAAAUCUAUUUUAGAGAGAAAUCCUUUAGCAUUUCAUCCGAAAAUAGGGAAAAGCAGGGAUGGCGAUAUUGAAAGGAAACAUUGUAAAGGUUGUAAUUGUAGAAGAUCUGGAUGUCUUAAAAAUUAUUGUGAAUGCUAUGAAGCUAAAAUAACUUGUUCAAGCAUGUGCAAAUGCGUUGGCUGUAAAAAUUUUGAAGAUAGCACUGAACGUAGAUCUAUAAUGUUACCACAUUACCUGAUCAACAAUAAAACUCAUUUUCAUAAUUCUAAUAUUGUUGGUGGUUCUAACUAUCAGAUGGAUCAAUCAUAUGAUAAUAAUUUGAAUAGUAAUACUUCAAACUCUUACCAUACUAUUGGAAACAAUAACAGUAAGUGGUUAUAUUCCAAUAACCGAAUGACUACUUCGCAUCGCAAUUUAUCAUUAUUAAAUCAGGAUUCCUAUAAUAAAAUAAUCUCCAACUCCAGUGAUGAUCUUGGCAAAGGAUUUAAUUUAUUUUCGCCCAUGAAUAAGAUUAAAAACGAUUACAAAAAAAAUAGCUUAGAUAAUGUAAUCGAAAAUGAUUCUAAACUCAAUAUGACAAGUUUAUUAUUGAAUGAAAUUGCCACUGGACUGACCUACAAUAACGAUGUUAAAAAUAUUAGCUUAAGUGAUAAAAAUAAUGCUGACUUCAAGCAAUUAAAUUCAUAUCCACUUUUUACAAAUGAAUAUGAAAAAAGUACCCUUUUCUUCCCAUCCCGCAUAAUAACGGAUGAGAUAAUAGAGGCAAUAGGCACGUGCAUGUUAGCCCAAGCCCAUGAGGCCCUCUCAGAGUCUCCUUCCAUGAAAUACCACUCGUUGGAACGGGUCGUAACCAAAGAAUUUGGCCAGUGCUUGCUCCGUAUCAUUAACGUUCUUAAAAAUGCCGCUAUCUGCGAUAAUGAACAAGCAACUUAUCACAACCAUGAGACUCGAUCCGAUAUACCCUCCAAAAGACGUAAAAGGUUGACCCAUCCACUUCGCCCGCCUAAAAACAGAAUGAAGGACGACAUUUCCUCCGAUCAUGAUUCACAAAGAUCCUACACUUUAUCUCCACUUAGUUCUCAAUCGAUUGACACUUGAUUAACAAUAAAUUUUAUUAGGGUUAAUUUUUAAACGGUUGUUUUUGAUAGGAUAUUGACCACAACCAGCAUUAAUUGUGAAGACACCUUUUUGACAUAAUUGAUAAUUAUAUUAUAAUGAUAUUUUUGAAGAGUAAAAAUAUCUUUUCUUUUUCUCUAGUCAUAAUCCUUAGAUAAACACCUACAGAAGGAACCAUAUGGUUAAAAAUAUAGCAAAACUUCUAUUUUGACCAGUAUUACGAAUUUUUUUAAUUGAAAUAACUAAAAUUUAAACUACGAAAAGCUUAAGAAUGGCAUUUAUAAAAAAAAUAUAAGAAAUUAAUAUAUUUUUCUAAAUAUCUUGUUGAUUUAAAAUA
Gordionus sp. m RMFG-2023 is the source of this 2966-nucleotide messenger RNA. RefSeq lists its product as uncharacterized. Lineage: Eukaryota; Metazoa; Nematomorpha; Gordioida; Chordodea; Parachordodidae. The record is from RefSeq and is a predicted model, not a curated record. The coding region runs from base 83 to 2611 and encodes 842 amino acids. The transcript is spliced from 12 exons. Gene Ontology annotation, cellular component: nucleus. Gene Ontology annotation, biological process: regulation of DNA-templated transcription.